CGAAAACUUUCACAAAUUGUCCCAGUCAACUUUUCGUUCUUGUCCAACUGCAAGACCAACAUCAUGCGCGGUGGUUGCUGUGUUGUGAGAGGGCUGUUGUUGGCGGUGCUUGUCGCCGCAGCGGCACAGGGCGUCGCAUCAGCAUCGUCGUCGUCUUUGGCUGCAUGGAUCGGACCAGGGACGAAGUGGGUUGCAGUGAGCAAUUGGCAAGACGGAACAACUCCGUGCGAAGAUGAUACCGUCGUUAUCCAGGCCAGUGCUGGAGACACGGCCGUCGUGCAGCUGCCGCCGUCGCAAGUUCGCGUCGUGCACGCACUUGGACUCGGCCCAUCAACCAUGCUCCAAGUGCUGCCAAACUCCGUGCUUGCCUUUGAACCACCGGACAAUGAGAAGGGCACGGAAGAGACGAGGGAGCGCGACGCGUACCCGUGCGCCCCGCUUGCCGAUCUUCGGGUGGAGCCCGUGACAGGGAGCACACUCCUUGUGACCUGGUCAAGGGCAGCAGCGGGAGUGGACCGGGUCAUUGUCAGCCUGGAGAGGGAAGAGGCGUCGGCCGGCCCACAGAUCCCCGCCCUGUCCACGACGCAAGAUGACGUUGCUGCCGGCCAAAUGGCGGUUCAUCGCCUGACUUCAGGCGCAGCGUACGCUGUGUCUGUAUCCGUACAGUACAAAGAAAAUGCAACCAGCCAUGUCCCGGUUCUCACCACCUCCGUCAAGAUGCCGCCCACAGUGUUCUGGAUUGGGGAUGGCGAUGACACUGCGGUGUGGAGCGCGGUCUCAUAUUGGCUGUACGGGUCUGACACGAGCGGCCAAGGCACGCCACUCCGCCGUCCUGCAUGCGACGACCACGUUGCUGCUGCCAAUGACAUCAUCGUUGAAGGCAACCAGCGUGCGGACAGUGUGUCGCUGAAGCCGAACACACAUCUCUUCAUUGCGCCCUCCUCAGCACUCUACUUUCCCUUCCAGGGCGGUGAAGGGGAAGAUGGUUUGGAGCCGUGCGAGCAGCCAACAACAACAACAGCAGCCACCACCACCACCACGUUCACCACCACCACCACCAUCGCAACAACUACAGAGGCGGCAACGACGCUUCCAAGCACCACCACCACCACUAACAACAACGACGACGACGACGACGACAUUCCUGAUGUUGACGAUGAUUUGGCCGCCACAACCACAACCACAACCACAACGCUGGAACCCGGCGUUGAUGUUGUUGUGCAGGCUGUUCUGCACAUUUCGCAACCACCAGCUCAUGUUAACACGAGGCAAUUGACUGCUGCCAUCGCCAUUGCGCUAGACGGGCGCUUGGAUACACACAUCUUCUCUCGUGGCGCUGUUGAAAUCACAGCCGUUCUUGCAGCGGCAGCAGGCAACAGCACGGUCCUUGUUGAGCUGCGUGUGCCACCGGAACUCAAGUCCGACACCAUCUGCACUCUUCCUACAUUGUUUGCGCCGUUCAGUGCAGUGGAGGCCGUGGUAUCCAUCUACACGAGCAAUCCCCACAUCUCUGUAUCUCUUGUCUCCCUCACUCGCUGUCCAGCGUGCAACUGUCCCGCCGGCAAGGCCACAUGUCCCGCUGGCUCUGUACUGCACAUCAUCACGGGGGAGUGUCUGAGCCGCCCAACAUGUGUUGACGGCUCCACCUGCACGUGUCCCUCCAACGGCGCACCAGAACUUGUUGAUGGUUCGUGGGUGUGCCGCGUGGAGACAGUGUGCUCGUCAGAGAAUGCGCGCUACGUGCCAGAGUUGGGCAUGUGCGUCGUCGAUGGCAACCCAUCCCAAGCCAGUGGGAGCACCGGCAGUGCAGAUCCAUCCAUCGCGAUUGGCGCCAGCGUCGGCGCACUCGCCCUUGUAAUCAUCGCUGUAUUUGUCGUCUGGCUGCGUCGCACCGCAAAGCCACGCACAGCCGUGCAGCUUGGCGACACGUGGAGCAACAAGAAUGCCUCGUCUCCGCCAUUGUCCUUUUCACCAUCGGGUUCGACGUACCACGCCAAUCCAAUGUGGCAGCCGCCCCCUGGUCAUGUGGGCGACACGACAGCAAGCGAGGCCGACUAUGCAGAUAUGAACGGCUUCACCGGCGCUGACGACUACCUGUCACCCGUCUCGGGUGCCUCGUCCUCCACCGCCACCAAUGGCAAUGCGUUGUCUGAACGCGCGCAGAGGAGUCCUGCCCACGCUCAAGAAGCUGUAGCGUCCAGUGGAGUUUACGCCACGCCAGCCUGGCAAGCAGCCAAGCAGCAACAGCACAACGGGGAGGCAAGACAAUUCCAAGCACCGCCAUCAUCAUCAUCAUCACUGCCUUCGUCACAAGCGGGCACGACACAGUGGCAGCGUGCAAACGUGUAUGGGUUGCGUGGGGUGUCAUCAGCAACGCCGCUGCCACCACUGCCGCGUCAGCACCAGGGCAGCAGGGUGGCUGAAGAGCCCACGGCCGACUAUGGGUUUGAGUAUGACGACAUGCCUUGCCAAACAACUGCAGUGCCACCGCAGGCACAUGCUCCUGGCAAUCAACAGCGGCCGCAGCCGCAUUUGUACAAUGUUGCGCACUCCAACACGCUCCACCCGUCGCGUGGUAGCAGCAAUGCCGUGUAUGACAACUGUUUGCCUGCUGUCACUGCUCGUGGUGGUAGCAGCGGUGACGGCGGCGAUGCCGAAGCCACAUAUGACACGAUUGAGGCACCAGCACCACCUCCCAUCGUUCCCCGCGCAAACACCAAGCGCAGCCAGCAGCGGCAGCAGCAGGGAUCAGUUCCUGCACGCCAUUACGAGAAUCCAGCGUACUCGCGGCGCCAGGACGGCGUCACGCUGAGGGCCCGCCCCCACACCUUGUUCGCUGACGGGGAUGAUGAUGAGCAGCAGGCAUGAUGGCGGUGGCGCUGCAGGUGCCGCGUGUGUUGUUGUUGCUGUUUAAGUUGUUGUUGUUUAAGUUGUUGUUGUUGUUGUUUAAGUUGUU
Molecule: messenger RNA, 2956 nt
Organism: Salpingoeca rosetta
Lineage: Eukaryota; Choanoflagellata; Craspedida; Salpingoecidae
Product: histidine-rich metal-binding polypeptide
Exons: 16
Coding region: 64-2868 (934 amino acids)
Source: RefSeq, a predicted model, not a curated record